This is a messenger RNA of Zeugodacus cucurbitae (melon fly), 3344 nucleotides long. RefSeq names its product SURP and G-patch domain-containing protein 1. The coding region runs from base 380 to 3340 and encodes 986 amino acids. Gene Ontology annotation, molecular function: RNA binding. Gene Ontology annotation, biological process: RNA processing. The transcript is spliced from 8 exons. NCBI's taxonomy places the organism in Eukaryota, Metazoa, Arthropoda, Insecta, Diptera, Tephritidae. Gene Ontology annotation, cellular component: nucleoplasm. The record is from RefSeq and is a predicted model, not a curated record.
CAAAUUAAUUUUUAACUCUGUGAAGAAAAAGUGCAUUGUAUGUGUCCACAUUUGAGAGUUUUAUUGUAAGGACAUCCUGAUGUAAUACCAGUUGCUUUCAAAUAUUAAAUAGAUGUACUAAUAAAAUUAUUCUGGAAAGGGUAAUUUUGUUAUAAUAGUUUUAUAUGAGAUUGCAAUUGCAUUAGAUAAGUUGAUUAUACAUACCCGAAUAUCUGCAUAUAAAUAAUAGGAUUUUCCCAUAAAUAUAUGUAGAUAGAUCAAAUGUGUAUAAAAGUCUUCUACAUUUGAAAAGUUUUCGCGUGCAAGUCUGAGGAAGGACGAUAGAUACACAUACAUAGGUUAUUUUAAUAGUAAGGCCGAGAAAAUAGAAGUGACAAAUAUGGCGCAACGUAACAAUGCACGUAUCGAUCGCUUUGCUCAGAUGACAAAGCAGGAGGAGAUAAUAGCAAAGAAGCGCCAGGAGAUUUUGGAGAAACAAAGAACAGCUCAACUGGCCAAAGCCGUGGCAGCAGCACAGAGUUUAGCUGCAAAAAUGAAGUCUGACGUUAAUGGGGCUGAAACUACAGACGAAAUAAAUGAGACGAGUGCAGACGCUUUGCAAGAUGACACUGACCUUUCAACGCCAAAUACAGCUGAAUUAGCUUCUAAGGAAAAGUCAUCCACCAUUGAUAAGAGCGAUUCGUUGGUAAAAAGUAAAAAAGAGGAAUUACCUGAAUCAACUAGUUCAAAAACGUUAAAUAGCUUCACAGGAAAAACUGGCAAAAUAUCAAUUGGAUUAAAACGUCUACAACCGCAGCUUCCAGUUACUGAACAACCGCCACCAAAAGUGGUUAAUUCUUUUUGUAAUGACGGGUCGUUUUUGGAAAACUUUAAAAAAAUUUUAGAAAAGCAUGAACCAAAGCAAACACAGGUUAUACUAGCACCAGAAUCAAACGUUGAAGUUACAAUAUCCGACCAACUGUCUGCUCCUCAGUCCACCGAACCCGUUGUGGUCGAAUCGAACAGGCCAAUUGACUCGUCCAUGCAACUAGCGCAUGGUCAGCACCCGAUUGGGCAAACAUCUAUGGUAACAUCACAGCAGCAAGGGAUUUCACAAUCAAGUAUUCAGCAAUCUCUGCAACACUCAAUUGUGUCGACGAUGGCUCAGCCAACAAUGCACCAUCAACAUUCUGUACCACCACCACCUCAACAGCUUAUGCGUUCAUUACAACCAUCGCCACAAAGUCAGCUGCAGGCACUUCCAACGCUACAACAUCAGCCGCAGCCGUCAAUGCAGCAACAAUCACCGCAAACAAGUCUAUUACAUCCUCCACCAUCCGCACAACCACAAUUUCUAUUUAAUCAUCCACCACAACCACCGCCUGUACCACCACCACAUCCUAUUCCGGCGGCAUUUUUUGCUACCGCUCCGCCACCUCCUCCUCCGCCACAGUUACCCAUGACUUUAGCCUUGGGCCCGCUCUAUAUGAUACCGGCGCCGGAGCCUAUGCAACUGAAUACCAUACCGCCACCAAAGGAGUUUGAUUUGAAUGCUAUACCCAAUCCCCAAAUGAACGUGGAGGCAAUUCAAAUGCCACAUGGUAUACAGCAACGACAUCAUCAGGUAUUGCAAGCACAACAAACACAGCAACAAAACAAUCAAAUGGUACAAUUACAACCACAUCAACAACUGCAGCAAAUGCAAAAACCAUUAAGUGAACACACCAAACCACCUCCACCACCACCGCAAUUGCCGCCACAGUUGCAACAAUUGCAAAAUCAAAUGUCGCCAUUAUUACAACAUGCACAACAAUUUCCUUCCAAUCACCAGCAGCAAACGCCGCCACCACCUCCACCACCCCAGCAGCAACAAGUCGACGAUCACGGCAGUCCCACUCAUAAAGCAGUUUUUUCAGACAACAAUGACCACAGUUGCUCGCGCAUACAGUUACCAACAACUGUUGAACACUUAAUCGAGUUGGUUGGCGAAAAUGGGGAUGGUUAUGAAGAUGAAAUACGUUCGCAUAAAAACGAACUACAUCCGGCAUUGUGGUUUCUGUUUGAAAAAAGUUGCGAGCAAUAUCACAAUUACCGGCAACGAUUGAAUGGACAUCGUCGCCGCAUUCAACACGAUCAACAGAUUCAACGGCAGACUCAACAGCAAACAGAAUCGCCACCGCACCAGCAAAGGCAGAAGCAAUCGCUGCCACGCUCCGAAAGUCAAAAUACAGUGGAAACGGAUGAGGAUUCUAGCGAAAGUGGAGGAGUACAGGAGCACCAACAGGAAGCGCUAUACCGUUACCAUCAGAAGCAAAGACAACAGCAACAACAGCGCGAACAACCAUCGCCACAAGAUGAGAUCCAACAGGAUGCAACUGAUAAAUAUGACCCUGAGUCGGCUAUUAGCGGUGAUGUGGAUUCCGAUGACGAAUACAUGCGCGGUAUGUUAGAUCGUAAUCGUGAUAACAUAAAGCGUCGCAUUGAGUGCCGCAAUGAGUUGAGCGAAGAAGAGCGUCAAGAACGAGAGGCCGAAGCUGAGUUGGAGGAGCAACGACGCUUGGAGCGCAAGAAGCAGCGUAAAAGUCGUUGGGGCGAGAAAGUGCAGGCGUCUACCAGCGCCGGUGCCCAAUCAGAUGCAUUGUCAAAUGCUCCCACUUCGUUCGCCAAUCAAAAUAAACCGAUGCUAACCGCCAUAACACGCAGUGAUCCAGCAUUGUUGCAAUAUGCGCGCCUUAAUUACGGUUCUACUAACCUGAGCGAGGAGGACUGGAAGAAGUGCGAAGAGCACUACAAAGUGAAUUUGUUGUAUCAGGACAUGAUGCGUAAGCGUCAGGAGAUCGAUAGACUCGCACGCAGCGGCAAAUUCAAAUAUGAAUACGAUUCGGAUGAAGAUGUCGAUGGUGGCACUUGGGAGCAUAAACUACGUUGCGCUGAGAUGGAGGCCACCAAGCUAUGGGCAACAGCAUUAACGAAACAAAGUGAAGGUAAACAUCACAUUGGUGACUUUUUGCCACCCGAGGAGCUGAAGAAGUUCAUGGAACAAUAUGAAGCGAAGAAGAGUAAUCGUCAACCCGAUUUGAGUGAUUACAAGGAGUACAAAUUGAAAGAGGACAAUAUUGGCUUUCAAAUGCUACAAAAAUUAGGCUGGAAAGAGGGACAAGGUCUGGGCACAGAUGGCGGGGGCAUAGUAGAUCCAGUUAAUAAAGCACCGCAAAGGGACGGUAACCAGGGUCUGGGUGUGGCCAGCGCCGCUACGCCUGAGGAGUGCGACAAUGAGUAUGAUGCCUACCGUAAACGCAUGAUGUUAGCUUAUCGUUUUCGACCCAACCCACUGAACAAUCCACGUCGCGCCUAUUACUAAACGC